Molecule: messenger RNA, 2445 nt
Organism: Trypanosoma brucei brucei TREU927
Lineage: Eukaryota; Euglenozoa; Kinetoplastea; Trypanosomatida; Trypanosomatidae
Product: GTP-binding protein, putative
Exons: 1
Coding region: 1-2445 (814 amino acids)
Cellular component (GO): cytosol
Molecular function (GO): GTPase activity; GTP binding
Source: RefSeq, a predicted model, not a curated record
AUGCAAUCGUUGGGGAGGAGCAUUCAGCGCUCCAAGCAGGCGGCUAAGCGCAGCAGCCGCACGAAAUACCGGCAAAUGAUGGAGGCUGAGCGUAACGCCGCUAUGGUUCGUGAGAUGGAAGAACAAGAACACCAGCGACGCAAGGGUGCCCCCCUGAAGUCCAUAUGGGAGACAAAUAACCUUGAGGAGUUCCUGUUGAUUGCUGACGCACAAGAAAAGGGCUACGAAGCCGCGCGGGAUCUUCAUCUUGUCGUUGACGGAACACCACAUGUUGUGACAAAUGACAAAGUGUUGCCUCUGAGUGAUGACAGAGUGGAUUGGUUGAAAAUAAGCGAACUACUGACUAUUCCCCGCAGGCCGCAGUGGAGUUAUGACAUGACCGCACAGGAGGUGCAAUCCCUGGAGGCCUCCGCCUUUUUUGAGUGGCGGCGGCGGCUUGCAAAGUUGGAGGAAAAGCACAAAGUUGUUAUGACACCGUACGAAAAGAACUUGGAGGUCUGGCGGCAGUUGUGGCGCGUAACGGAGCGGGCGGAUAUCGUUCUAAUGAUUCUUGAUGCAAGGAAUCCCCUAGUGUUUCGUUGCGCUGACUUUGAAUUAAGUGUUAGAGAAACUAUGGGUAAGGCAGGUAAACCUAAGGAGGUUGUAUUCCUUCUCAACAAGUCUGAUCUUCUAACCGAGGAACAGCGUCGUGUGUGGGCGGACUAUUUCACAGAGCGUGGGGAGGCGUUCAUUUUUUUCUCCGCCACACCAUCUGAUAGUAAGAAAAAGGAGUCAGUACAUUGUGCUGGUGUCGAUGGGGAAAGUGAACAUGAUGGUUCGGAGGGUGUAGCGAGUGACCACAUGACCGGCAGCGCUGGCAUUGGGGCGGAGCGAGAAGUGACCACGCUUGGAAAUGAUGAGGAUGAAGAUUUAUUCAGCGUUGACAAUGAAAAGGACUUCUCCAAGCUUAUGCGAAACAAAAAGGAGAAAAGGCGUCAUAACAAGAAGUCCCUUCGUGCCCCAGUGGUAGUAGCAAAUCCAUAUCAACUUAUUCAUCAGCGGAAGGUCUGUAAGGAGCAGUUAAUCCUUCGGAAACAGCAACCCCAGAAUCUGAACCGCCCACCUCAGCCACUGACAGCAGAUGAGAAGGCGAGGGAUGACCGUGUGUCAAAACUCUCCUCACUUGAUCCAUGGGCAGUGUUGGAUCCGGAGCAGCUUCUGGACCGCCUCGCCAUGUGGCGCAAGUCAUGUAGCAUCACCGAUACAGAGACGCCAUUGAUGGUUGGUCUUGUUGGUUACCCCAAUGUUGGGAAAUCGUCCACAAUUAAUGCCAUAUUAGGUUGCAAAAAGGUUGUUGUGAGUGCCACACCAGGCAAAACGAAGCACUUCCAGACGCUUGUUAUUCCCAAUGAGCGGCGCGUUGCGCUGUGUGACUGUCCUGGCCUUGUGUUUCCCUCGUUUGCCUCUACCCGGGCUCAGAUGGUAUGCGAUGGGAUACUUCCCAUAGAUACUGCAACCGAUGUGGAAGCGGCCAUUGCCAUUUUGUGCCAGCGGAUCCCACGACAGGUACUUGAGCAGCAGUUUAACGUGUCAUUGAGAGCGGGUGAUGACAGGGAUGAGAGCCACUCGUUGAUGGAACGGCUCCUGAAUGCCGUGGCCCGCCGUCGCGGUUAUUUGGGGGCGCACGAUCGGCCAAACAGGUCCCGUGCGGGACGUGAUAUACUGAAGUUAUAUGUGGACGGUGUUCUUCUUUACGUGGAGCCACCACCCAGCUACCACCCUCGCGUGAGUGACAUAGCUGCUUAUGUGUCCCAAUACAAAGGAAAAGAAGGUGUUAUAGUUGACAAAAGCAAAAGGGACUCUAACCACUCAGUUACGGAGGCGGAUUUGGAUGGCGCGUCAGAAGGUGAUGGGGACGAGUGGGAAGACGCAAGCAGCUGCGCAAGUGAUCUGGAUGAUUAUGACGCGGAAGCAUGGGAGGCACUUGACCGUGCGGCGGCCGACCGUGCUCUUAGCGAUGCUGACAGCGUUGGAAGUCGCGACCUGGAAGGUGAUAAUGGCGUAGCGGAUAUGGCGGUGCCGAAGUUCUACGUCCGACCAAAAGGGGCAUGUGGGACCCUUACACGACAGGAAGCCCUCAACGCUGAAGCCAACGUGAAACGUAUUCUAAUGGGGAUGAAAAAUGCAGCUCGGAGGCGGCGACGCACCAAUCAUCAGCUUGAUCCUGCGGAUGAUGUUUUCAUCAAUGCUGAGGGUGAAGUAGAACUCAUCAUUGAUGAUGACGACGGGAUCGUUGAGAUCGGAGGUGCGUCGCCUUGUGGCAAAGGAGGGAGUUCGCCUCGCGCGGUGCAAGCCGUGGAGAAUACGAAGAAAAUGUCUAAGCGACAAAUGCGUCGUGAGUUGAAGCGGUCCGGUGCUGGUCCUGUUAACCCCACCACCCGCAGGCAGGUUGUUCAAGGUUACUAA